AUGUUUGUCCUCUCUUCUUCUCUUAAAAAACAAGUAUUACAUUGUAUAGACAAAUCUUUUGGUUUUGACACUGCUGUGGAGGAAGCUCAACGAGCAAUCAACGCAGCCCAUGUUGAAGCAGAGAGUAAUGAGAAUGGUAUCGGUUUUGUUAAGCUUAUGGGUCGUUACAGUGGAUUCAUAGCGAUGUAUCCUACAUUAGCAAGUAGAGAUGUUGAUUGCUGCUUGAUUCCCGAGUCACCAUUUAACCUCGAAGGAGAAGGUGGACUCUUGGAGUUCAUAGAGAAACGGCUCAAGGAACAUGGUCACAUGAUGAUUGUUCUUGCUGAAGGAGCAGGACAAGAUUUGAUGUCCAAAAGCAUGGAAUCUAAUACUCUCAAGGACGCAUCUGGUAAUAAACUUCUUAAAGAUGUCGGCUUCUGGCCAUCACAAAGCAUCAAGGAUCAUUUUAAGAAGAUUCAGAUGGUGAUGAAUCUCAAAUACAUUGAUCCAACGUACAUGAUCAGGGCUGUUCCAAGCAAUGCAUCAGACAAUUUCUACUGUACACUUCUUGCUCGGAGUGUGGUUCUUGUGGCAAUAGAAAACAAAGCAUUAAAGCGUUCCAUUGCAAUGCAACACCAUGAGGCACAUAGCCAUCAUAUCUCUGAACUGGAAAAAAUAUUAGAGAAAAUGCAGAACGAACUUAACGAUGAAGAUGGUGAUGAUGACGAGGAUGAGAAAGAUGAUGCAGAGGAUGAUUCGAGUGAUUGGGAUGAAGCUGAUGGUGAAAUCCCUAGCAAGGAAACUUUCAUCAUCGAUUAUUCAUUAUGGUCAUCUUCUAUUACUAAAGUUUGA
This is a messenger RNA of Thlaspi arvense, 831 nucleotides long. The record is from the annotation of a GenBank genome assembly. Lineage: Eukaryota; Viridiplantae; Streptophyta; Magnoliopsida; Brassicales; Brassicaceae.